GAUCAACAUGUCUGGUGUACAAUACAAAGUUGCUGACAAAGUCUUCCUCGAGAAGCAAAAGGACAUUCUCCGUCUUUUCCAACAUGUGCAUCAGCCAACCUACUUCAAGGAUUUGAUCGAGGUUGCCAAGACCUUCAAGUUCGAAGGACACUGGGAUCAAUGGACUAAGCCUGAAUAUGUCAAGGAGUUCUGGCAAUUCUACCAAGAGGAGGAUUUCUUGAAGCAAGAUGAAAUCUUCUCUGUUUUCCACCCAGAUCACUUGAAGCAAGCUAUCGCUCUCUUCAAGGUGUUCUACUACGCCAAGGAUUUCGCUACUUUCUACAAGAGCGCCGUUUGGGCUCGUCAGCACGUCAACCCCGGCAUGUUCGUAUAUGCUCUUUCCGUUGCUGUCUUCCACUGCAAGCACACUGAGGGAAUCAUUUUGCCACCAAUCUACGAAAUCUUCCCACACUACUUCUUCACCAGCGAAGUCAUAACCAAGGCUAAGCAAUACAAGCAACACUACUGGGGUACCUACAAACACGAAGUAGAACUCAAGGAAAAGUCUGGCUACGCUAUUAACGCCGACUACACCAAGCACACCGAAGAAUGGAUGAGCUACUUCACCGAAGACAUUGGCAUGAACGCUUUCUACUACUACAAGAACAUCUUCAUGCCUUUCUGGUUGGAUCACGAAUGCAUUAGAUUCGAUGCCACCAAACGCGGUGAAUGGUUCCACUAUUACCAUAACCAAAUCUUGGCUCGUUACUACUUGGAGCGUCUCUCCAAUGGUAAGGGUAAAAUCCCAACCAUCAACUACGAGGAACCAACCCAAUUUGAGUACUACCCAGCUCUUUCUUACUUCAAUGGAAAACCAUUCCCAGCCAGGCCAAAGAACGCUAAGCUCAAUCUCGAUGUAGAAGAAACCGACUCUUCCUUGAAACACUUCUCCUACUGCUACACCAAAGUAGAAGAUUACGAAAGACGUAUUCGUGAAGCCAUCGAUAUGGGAUGGGUUUACACUCCAGAAGGCAAGAUCAUCUACUUGUACACUCAAGAAGGUUUCGAGACUCUUGGAAAGAUU
This is a messenger RNA of Nicrophorus vespilloides, 1063 nucleotides long. RefSeq names its product arylphorin subunit alpha-like. NCBI's taxonomy places the organism in Eukaryota, Metazoa, Arthropoda, Insecta, Coleoptera, Silphidae. The record is from RefSeq and is a predicted model, not a curated record. The annotation marks the transcript as partial. The transcript has 2 exons.